Messenger RNA from Fusarium graminearum PH-1, 2472 nucleotides. RefSeq lists its product as uncharacterized. Lineage: Eukaryota; Fungi; Ascomycota; Sordariomycetes; Hypocreales; Nectriaceae. Bases 1 to 2472 code for a protein of 823 amino acids. Gene Ontology annotation, biological process: mismatch repair; nucleotide-excision repair. The record is from RefSeq and is a predicted model, not a curated record. The transcript has 2 exons. Gene Ontology annotation, cellular component: nucleus; cytoplasm; nucleotide-excision repair factor 2 complex. Gene Ontology annotation, molecular function: damaged DNA binding; single-stranded DNA binding.
AUGGUAGGUCGCAAACGUCCUGCGACAAGGUCAAGCACCCGAAGGGGCGCUGCUGCUGCUGCAGCUGUACCAACUGGUGGAGAGAUCUACCAGGAUAUGCUCGCCGAAGCUGGCGUGAAUCCAAGAAUUCCAUCAUCACCAGAGAGGCCUCUUAAACGCCGUCGCGCUACACCAAAGAAACCAGUUGCACAAGCAGUGAAGGAUCCUGAACCAGUGCCUGAAGACCCUGAACCAAGCAAAGCGCCUCAAGCUGCAGAGGAAGAUGAUGAUGAAGAUGAAGACGAGGAUAUCGAGUUUCAGGAUGUCAUCCUACCCCAACCAACCAUGCAAACCAUGGAAUUGGAGUCUGAAGAUGAAUCUGACGAAGAAGAAAUCAUGUUUGAAGACGUCGACUUCACAGCACCCCUCCAAGACUUGGGCUCGAAACCCGAGGCGCCGCAAGCACUGGAACUCAACCUGACGGCUCAACAAUCAUCAACAGCGCAAGCAAAAAAGACAGUCGAGCGGCGCAAACCAAUUACAAAGGAAGAGCGCAAGAUCCGGAUCGACGUUCACAAAGCGCAUAUCCUAUGCUUAUUGGCUCAAGCUGCGCGUCGCAAUCACUGGUGUAACGACGGCAGAGUACAAGAUUACUUGCGGCCGCAUCUAACAGAUAAAACAGUCACUUAUUUAACUCCUGGCUCGCAUCUUCCGCAGUUUGGACGAACGGAGAGUUUGAAGACUGGUCUCAAGAAAGCUGAAGAGGUGUGGAAGACGAAAUACGAAGUUACAGAACGGGGUCUUCGGCGAUCUCUAUGGGCGGAAGAUCCUGAGCAGUUAAACGAUUAUGAGCCACCUGAGGAUAUGGAAAGCUGUUUAGACCGUGAUGAUUUCCGCGAAGCAGCAAAAAAGCUACAAGGCUCUAGAGAUGUCGGGGCGCAACUAUACUGUGCCCUGUUACGCGGCGUGGGCGUGCAAGCACGACUUGUUUGCUCACUGCAACCUUUGGCAUGCACCAAUUCUGCUCCGACAAUGCCAAAGCAGAAGCAGAAGCCAAAAAAGGGCUUAACGAAAGCGGAGAAGGACGAACAGCUGAAGGCUACCAUGGCUAAGUACCAAGAGAUGGCCACUGCUGGGUAUGGCACACCGUCUAGCGGUUCAUCGGCACGCCGAAGGCUGGGACACCCAAAUGCAACAGCAUAUAACUUUACACCAACGAUAUCACCCCCGAAACCUCAGCCCACUUUUGAAACUCGCAAACGAAUAAAAGAGUCGGCAUAUCCGGUAUAUUGGGUCGAGAUUUUAGAUGUGGGACAUCAGAAAUGGCAGCCGGUAGAUGCUGUAGUCACGCACACUUUCUGGAAGCCCAAGGCUAUGGAGCCUCCCAUUACCGAUAAAGAGAAUUUUCUAUCUUACGUGGUAGCGUUUGAAGCAGAUGGUACAGCAAGGGAUGUCACAAGAAGAUAUGCCAAAGCGUACACGGCAAAGACGCGACGAGCAAGAAUUGAAACUGUCGCUGAAGACGGCGACGCGUGGUGGAGGCGGGUCAUGAAGCUCUACAGCCGACGACGACGAACUGAUCUUGACCAAAUCGAGGAUAACGAACUCGUUGGUAUCGAAGCGAGAGAGCCAAUGCCGCGAAACGUGCAAGACUUCAAAGACCACCCCGUAUUCGCUCUGGAACGACAUCUAAGACGUAACGAGGUUCUUGUCCCGGGCGCUACACCAUCUGGAACCGUCGCCGCGGGUAGUCGAGGACCGCUAGAGAAGAUCUACCGAAGAAGGGAUGUUCGCAUAGCGAGAACGGCAGAUAAAUGGUAUCGAAUGGGCAGAGAAGUAAAAGCGUUGGAAAUACCUGUCAAAUGGCUACCAAAGAAAGCCAAGCCAAAGAAUCCGCUUGACGAUGACCACGAGGAGGAUACGCAAGGAGAUGCAGGAACACCCAUCUACACAGAAGACCAAACCGAGCUCUACGAACCACCACCAGUCCGCAACGGUAUCGUCCCAAAGAACAAGUUUGGCAACAUCGAUGUCUACGUCUCAAGCAUGGUUCCCGCAGGAGGCGCCCACAUCAUCCACGAACGCGCCGGACGAGCAGCAUUCCUAGCAGGCGUAGACUACGCACCCGCCCUAACAGGCUUUUCAUUCAAAGGACGCCACGGAACGGCUGUCUUGACUGGUGUCGUUGUCGCAAAGGAGCAUGAAGAGGGCGUACGAACUAUAAUUGAGAGUCUGGGCGAUUUGGAGCAAGAAGUAGAGGAUGAGCGCAGACGACAUCGCGCGCUAAAGGCAUGGAGGAAGUUUAUGAUGGCUUUGCGUAUUAGAGAGCAGAUUUGGAGCGGAGUAGAUGCAGAUGAGCGAAUGGCGGCUGACGACAAAGCGGCCAAGGAGGCACAGCUUGAUCAAGAGAUUGAGGAUGUGCCCAGCGAUGUUACUGAAGAGUUUGACAUGGCUGACGAUGAUGACAUGGGUGGAGGUUUUCUCGUGGAGUAG